This is a messenger RNA of Fomitopsis serialis, 2187 nucleotides long. RefSeq names its product tars protein. The transcript has 13 exons. Gene Ontology annotation, cellular component: cytoplasm. Gene Ontology annotation, biological process: threonyl-tRNA aminoacylation. Lineage: Eukaryota; Fungi; Basidiomycota; Agaricomycetes; Polyporales; Fomitopsidaceae. Bases 1 to 2187 code for a protein of 728 amino acids. Gene Ontology annotation, molecular function: threonine-tRNA ligase activity; ATP binding. The record is from RefSeq and is a predicted model, not a curated record.
AUGGCUCAGCCGGUCGCGUCAUCUUCGCAGCCUGCGCAACUGCCCGCGCUUGAAGGGCCUCAUCUGGGCCAGAAUGAAGGGAAGAAACCUAAAGAGAAGAAGGAGAAAGCAGUGGCAGCGAGUGGUCAAUCACUGGAGCUGAGCCCGCGGCCAGAGUACUUUGACCAUCGCAUCAAGAUGUUCGAUGAGUUGAAGGCGCAGUACGAUGAAUGGGUCAAAUCGCAACCACGUCAAGAGGUCGAGAUCACGAUGCCCGACGGCUCAAAACGCAAGGGCACGAGCUGGGAGACGAGCCCACUGGACAUCGCGAAGGAAAUCUCCAAAGGUCUCCCGGAUCGCGUCGUGAUUGCGAAGGUGAACGGCGACGUGUGGGACCUGGAGCGGCCGCUCGAGGGCUCGUGCACUCUUGAACUCCUUGACUUCGAGCACCCCGAAGGCAAGCGCGUCUUCUGGCAUUCGUCUGCGCACGUCCUCGGCGAGGCCGCGGAACGUCACUAUGGCUGCCAUCUGUGCAUUGGCCCCCCGACAGAAGACGGCUUCUUCUACGAGAUGGCGAUGGAGGAGAGAGUCGUGCAAAACUCGGAUUACCCUGCCCUGGAGAAGCUGACGGACUUGGCUGUCAAGGAGAAGCAGAAGUUCGAGCGGAUUAUGGUUUCAAAAGAGAAGCUGCUGGAAAUGUUCGGGUAUAACAAGUACAAAAAGUACCUGAUCGAGACGAAGAUUCCCGACGGCGGGGAGACGACAGUGUACCGCUGCGGUCCGAUGAUCGAUCUCUGCGUGGGCCCGCACAUCCCACACACUGGCAAGAUCAAGGCGCUCAUGGUGACCAAGAAUUCGGCAUCGUAUUUCCUCGGAGACUCGAACAACGACUCGCUGCAACGCAUCUACGGUAUAUCGUUCCCCGACAAGAAGCAGAUGUCCGAGUACAAGGUAUUCCUCGCUGAGGCGGCACGGCGGGACCACCGGAAGAUCGGCAAGGAGCAGGAGCUAUUCUUCUUCAAUGACCUAAGCCCUGGAAGCUGUUUCUUCCUCCCGCACGGCACGCGCAUCUACAACACACUCUUAGAGCUCAUGCGGUCGGAGUACUUCAAGCGAGGAUACCAAGAGGUCAUCUCGCCGAACAUGUACAACUCUAAGCUAUGGGAGACGUCCGGACACUGGCAGAACUACAAGGACGACAUGUUCACGCUGUCCGUGGAAAAGGAGCAAUGGGCGCUGAAGCCGAUGAACUGCCCCGGGCACUGUCUCAUCUUCGACAGCCGCGAUCGGAGCUACAAGGAGCUGCCGAUCCGUAUGGCUGAGUUUGGUAUCCUCCACAGAAAUGAGGCCAGUGGCGCGCUCACUGGUCUGACGCGUGUCCGGCGAUUCGUCCAAGACGAUACGCAUAUUUUCUGCAUGCCGUCGCAGAUUGAGGAUGAGAUCUCGCUGCUGUUCGACUUCCUUCAGCAUAUCUACGGCUUGUUUGGCUUCGACUUCAAGCUUGAGCUAUCUACUCGUCCCGAUAACUACCUUGGCACCAUCGAAACAUGGAACGAGGCUGAGGCGCAACUGAAGAGAUCCCUCGACAAGCAAUACCCUGGCAAGUGGGAUUUGAACCCCGGAGACGGCGCGUUCUACGGACCCAAGAUCGACAUCACCAUCCGUGAUGCGCUCCGUCGGUCCUUCCAGUGCGCGACGAUCCAGCUCGACUUCCAGCUCCCUGAGCGUUUCAACCUCAAGUACCGCUCCGCGGAUGACGCCACGGGCGACAAGCCUCCGAGUCGGCCGGUCAUCAUCCACCGAGCGAUCCUCGGAAGUUUGGAACGAUUUAUCGCUAUCAUCACGGAACACUUUGCUGGGAAGUGGCCGUUCUGGUUGUCGCCGCGGCAAGUGUUGGUGGUCCCGGUCGCCAACCCAUUCAAAGAUUAUGCGGCUGAGAUCGCACAGAAGCUGAACGACCUAGGCAUCUUCGCUGACGUCGACAACGGCGAUAACACCCUGCCCAAGAAGAUCCGCAACGGCGAAAUCGCGCAAUACAACUUCAUCCUCGUCGUCGGGCAGGCUGAACUCGAAACGCGCUCUGUGAACGUCCGCAACCGUGACAACGUUGGUACCAAGGGCAGAGACGAGACGGUCCCGCUAGACGAUAUCAUUCAAAAGUUCGUCGCGCUGAGAGCGAGCAGAAGCUUAGAGAACAAGCUCGCAUGA